Messenger RNA from Diabrotica balteata, 1241 nucleotides. The record is from the annotation of a GenBank genome assembly. NCBI's taxonomy places the organism in Eukaryota, Metazoa, Arthropoda, Insecta, Coleoptera, Chrysomelidae.
AUAUGCCCGAGCUAAGCCAAUGGAGAAUAUCAGUAUUUAUUUUGAUUUCAAUUUUAGUUUUGAUUUUUAGGAAUAAUGAACCAAAAUAAAAAAUGUCAAGAUAGGACUAAAAGACCAUAUGUGAAAUCAGCAAGAAGUCCUUCACCAAAAACGGUGGAGCCUGAUAUGGACAAUGAAAAUUGUCCUCUUCCUAUAGCUUGUACUCAAGAAACUAAUGAUAAUGUCGAUGUAGUAUGGGAUUGGAACUCACCACAAGCAAAAAGACAUCCCAGAAAAUGCCAGAAAAGAUUACUAGUACAAUCUCCUAAAGUUCCAUUAAAAAGACAUCCAUCCAGUAGUUCUGCACAGGAUUUAGAAAAGUUAAGAGAAGAAUUACAGCGUCUAAAAAAUGAACUAGCUGUACCCGAUCAUGAAGAAAGUCUACAGCUAUCUCCCAUUGAAGAAGCAGCCUACAAAACGUUCACUCCAAUAGAAGAAGGUCCUGCCCAGGAAUUCCAUGAUUUUGAAUUUGGUGAUUUCAUGGAUGAUGGUUUAAAUGAACAAUUAUUUGCAUUUAGCCAACAAGUAGAGGAAAAUUUACAAAGUGAUAACAAAUUUAGUCCAGUCAGAGAUGUGCAAAGGCCAGUUAGUAAAUAUAGAUUAAAUUUUAAACAUACAACUCCAAAAGAAAAGUUAUUGGCAAAUGAUUCUUUUGAUGAUUUAUUACAGAAUAUAGAUAUGAGAACACUAACACAAACUUCUGAAAGUGGAAACUUUCAAACAAACAGUGAUAUGUAUAGCCAAAAAAUAAUAUGUACUACCUCUGGAAAAAUGGAAUUCUAUAGGACAAAAAGUUUUGAAAUGGCUAAUAAUAUUACUUCUGAAAGUGAGCCAAAAAAGUGUACCCUAGAAGAAGUUGAACGUAAGAGGAAAUUGGCUUUGGCAAAACUAGAAUCAAAACGAAAGGCUGAUAAAGUGCAGAGUACCACAAAAUGUUCGCUGCAACAGAUUGAAGAGAAAAGACUUAUGGCAUUGGCAAAAAUCGAAAAUAAAAAGCAACAAGAGAUUAUAGAAAAAAAACGUCAAGAAGCUUUGAAAAGAUUAGAACUUCGGCAGCAGAAAAAUGCUAUAAUGGUGAAAAGUUCAUUAGUUAGUAGGCUGAAAUAGAUUUAUAUAUGUAUACGAAACAACAAUUAAAAUAAAACACUGUUCUUAUCAAUGUUAUAUUAUGUUUAUUAAAAAUUAAUACAUAGUGAUUAUAA